This is a messenger RNA of Scedosporium apiospermum, 1077 nucleotides long. RefSeq lists its product as uncharacterized. NCBI's taxonomy places the organism in Eukaryota, Fungi, Ascomycota, Sordariomycetes, Microascales, Microascaceae. The transcript has 6 exons. The record is from RefSeq and is a predicted model, not a curated record. Bases 1 to 1077 code for a protein of 358 amino acids.
AUGCAUUGGACUUCUCUUCUCGCCUUGACGGCGCUUGCCGAGGCCGCGCCUCAGUUCGGUGGUGGCGGUGGUCUUACCAUGUUGCGAUUCGGAUGCACCCAGGUCGUCAUUGACCGCCUUGACCCCCUCGUCAAUCCAGGCCAACUCCCCUCUACCCACGUCCACCAGAUCGUUGGAGGAAACGGCUUCAACGCCUCCAUGACCACUGGUGAUGUGUCGGAGACCGCGACGUGCACCACCUGCCAGUUCGCCGACGACUUCUCCAACUACUGGACCGCGAACUUGUACUUCAAGGCUAGGAACGGCACCUUCAAGCGUGUGCCUCAGUUCGGCAGCCCACUUCAAUUUGGUGACCAAUUCAGUACCCAGACCAACGGUGGUAUCCUGGUAUACUACGUCUCUGCUCAGCCUGGCAAGAUUACUGCCUUUGCUCCUGGUUUCCGUAUGCUCGUCGGCGACCCGGCCGACCGUGAGAGGCCCGCUAGCCUGAAGAGGCAAAACUGUUUCCGAUGCUACACCGGUCCCAACCACGGUGGUGAUGUCGGCGCUCCUUGCCAGGAUGCCGCCCACGACCACGAUGCCUUGCCCAACAAGGUCUGCCCCGGUGGCAUCCGAUCCAACGUUCUCUUCCCUACCUGCUGGGACGGCAAGAACCUCGACACCCCCAACCACAAGGACCACGUUGCGUACCCCGUUAACGGUCCCGCCACUUUCCUCAGCCUUGGCGGUAACUGCCCUGAUACUCACCCCGUUCGCAUCCCUCAACUCAUGUACGAAGUCAACUGGGACACUUCCGGCUUCAACGACCAGUCUCAGUGGCCCGAGGAUGGCUCCCAGCCCUUCGUGCUCUCUAUGGGUGACCCAACGGGCUUCGGCCAGCACGCCGAUUACGUUUUCGGCUGGAAGGACAAGUCGCUCCAGUCGGCCAUGGACACUUCCGGCUGCUUCGGCGCCCAGUGCGCUAACCUCAGGAGGCAGAGCAUCGACCAAGCCAGGUCUUGCACUGUUCCCACUCUUGUCAACGAGGAUGUUGACGGCUGGCUCACCACUCUCCCUGGCGUUGACGUCGUCGCUUAA